Molecule: messenger RNA, 1172 nt
Organism: Nipponia nippon (crested ibis)
Lineage: Eukaryota; Metazoa; Chordata; Aves; Pelecaniformes; Threskiornithidae
Source: RefSeq, a predicted model, not a curated record
GUGUUACCGUUACGUCCCGUCGCCGACCGACCGCCGCCGUUGGCGCAUCCCGAACUCCACGUCCGCACCCGCCACGUGGCUUUGGUUCCCGACGGCACCCGCGCCGUCCCCGGUUUGCUGGAACGGAUGCGGGACGCUUUGGAAGAAAACCCCGGCGCCGUUCGGUUGGUGGCGGCGCCGGUGGGAUCGGCGCCGUUACGGUGUUUGGAGCUGCGGUUGGAACCGCGGGCGUGGACGGCGCGGUACGGCCCCGGCGCGCCGGGUGUUUGCCGGGCGGUGGAAGGGACGGCGGUGCUGUUGCUUCGUACCCGCGAUCUCUUCGCUCUCCCCUUCCCCUUGGCGCGACCGGUGCCCACCGCGCUCUUCGUCCAAGCGGCGUUUCGGGGUUGGGGGUUACGGGUGAUACCGGCGGCGUUCCCGGCGGCACGGCGAUCCCCCGUUUCUCCUCACGGGCGUUGGAAAACCGAAAACCUGGCGGAAAACCGCCGGCGCCGGUUGAUGCGCGAUCUCGGCAUCAAACGAGAGGUGUUGGCGGACGGGCGGGAACGCUGGUACGGCUGCGGCAAGGAGACGGCGCGGUGUUUCGGCACGGUUCACGCCCGUACCCCCCAAUACCUCCUCGCCGGGCGCUGGACCCCGCCGUGCUGCCUACGGGCGCUACGGGAAACCGCCCGGCACGUAACCGGGGUACUGGAGGCCGCCGGAGUACGGUACUGGUUAGAAGGGGGGUCGUUACUGGGUGCCGCCCGCCUCGGAGACAUCAUCCCUUGGGAUUACGACGUGGAUUUGGGAAUUUACCGGGAGGACGUCGGUAAAUGCCGGUGGUUGGCGGCGGCGGCGACGGGGGAGGCGGUGGAAGACGCCGAGGGUUUUCUUUGGGAGAAGGCGGCGGAGGGAGACUUUUACCGCGUUCACUACAGUCGGAGCAACCGGUUACACGUGGACCUGUGGCCGUUUUACCCCCGCGGCGGGGUGAUGACCAAGGACACGUGGUUGGGGCACCCCCAAGACGUGGAAUUCCCCGAAAGUUUCCUCCGUCCCCGGGUGCCGAUGGCUUUCGCCGGCUUUACCGCCAUGGCGCCCAACAACGCCCGCGCCUUCCUCGAGUUGAAGUUCGGAGCGGGAGCCAUCGAGAACCCCGAGUACCCCAAUCCCGCCGUCAAGCGCCUGGG